UUAGUGUUAAAGGCAGGUGCAACAAAACGAUAGAAAGUACAAUGUGUUUUCCCGAGCAUACACACAGUGCAGGGGCAGAGGAAACCCCGAAUCAGAGUCUUAAAGAGACAAACACCCAGAGCAUUACAGUACCUUAUUUGAACGAAUGAUUUGACAUCGCAAGCGUUUUCCUCGCUGUGUGUGUGGAGUUUAAAGACGCUCCCUUAAGAAUUAUAUCUGCGUAGAGUCUCGGCGCCAUCAUUGUUUUUCGUGUCUCGAAUAAAAGUGAAAGCAAAUGUUCAGAGUUAAUGUUUCUCCAUUUAAACAGCCAGAAUCGAUUCUAUACGGAAUAUCAAAGUAUUUCAUAGGAACUAAGCCAUGAUUUUCGUGUAGCUGCUUCAUAGAAAGGCGGUGGAUUUUGUGAAUCUGUGUAAAUAAGAGUCAGUGCUGGAGAUCAGAUUCUGUUUCAUCAUGGAGGACACACAAACAUCCACAGAUCAAGAGUUUUCUCCAGGAUGCAGUUCAGUUCAUCAGAAGAGAUCAGGAGCAGAGUCCAGCUGUGUGUCUGUGAGGAGUGAGGAGUCUAUGGAACCUCCAGAAAUGUUUAAGAGUGGAGAUACAAAGACUGAUCUCAGUUCAGUUCAUCAGAAGAGAUCAGGAGCAGAGUCCAGCUGUGUGUCUGUGAGGAGUGAGGAGUCUAUGGAACCUCCAGAAAUGUUUAAGAGUGGAGAUACAAACACUGAUCUCAGAUUAUAUCAUAGGAAGAGAUCAGGAGCAGAGUCCAGCUGUGUGUCUGUGAGGAGUGAGGAGUCUAUGGAACCUCCAGUAAAGUUUAAGAGUGGAGAUACAAAGACUGAUCUCAGUUCAGUUCAUCAGAAGAGAUCAGGAGCAGAGUCCAGCUGUGUGUCUGUGAGGAGUGAGGAGUCUAUGGAACCUCCAGAAAUGUUUAAGAGUGGAGAUACAAAGACUGAUCUCAGAUUAUAUCAUAGGAAGAGAUCAGGAGCAGAGUCCAGCUGUGUGUCUGUGAGGAGUGAGGAGUCUAUGGAACCUCCAGUAAAGUUUAAGAGUGGAGAUACAAAGACUGAUCUCAGUUCAGUUCAUCAGAAGAGAUCAGAAGCAGAGUCCAGCUGUGUGUCUGUGAGGAGUGACACAUCUAUGAAUCAGUCAUUAGAUUAUAAGAGUGAAGACACAAAGACUGAUCUCAGGUCUAAUAUUCUCUAA
Cyprinus carpio (common carp) is the source of this 1200-nucleotide messenger RNA. RefSeq lists its product as uncharacterized. The transcript is spliced from 9 exons. The record is from RefSeq and is a predicted model, not a curated record. Bases 451 to 1200 code for a protein of 249 amino acids. NCBI's taxonomy places the organism in Eukaryota, Metazoa, Chordata, Actinopteri, Cypriniformes, Cyprinidae.